This is a messenger RNA of Encephalitozoon cuniculi GB-M1, 1584 nucleotides long. RefSeq lists its product as uncharacterized. Bases 1 to 1584 code for a protein of 527 amino acids. The transcript has a single exon. Lineage: Eukaryota; Fungi; Microsporidia; Unikaryonidae. The record is from RefSeq and is marked provisional.
AUGGGCAAUGGAGAUAGUUCUACAAGCCCUGAUGUGGACCAGAGGCGCUUUCAUAACAUUCUCCAAAGAUUCUUGACGCAGUUUAAGCUCAAGAAGCCGAUGAUUACGAACUACAUGGUCUACCACCUGGACUAUCUUGUAGCCAACUUCUGCUACUUCAAGGACAUUGCUCUUGUGAGCGAAUGCCUAUGCACAGAAAACAAUCGAUUCAACUUUGCAUUCUACCAGAGAAUGAAUGUUUUUAUACGAAUAAUUGAUUUCGGCAAUGAUACGCCUGCAGGAGAUGAGUGUAAUGCUUGGGGUUCUGUUGGCGGCCUUGCCAUCGGGGAUGCCAGAUACAGGCCUCCGCCUUGCCCUACAGGGUAUGCAUAUCCCAUGACGAAGGAGGAGUGGAUCAGAAAAAGCAAGGACGCCUUAUUUGGGCCGGCCUUUGAGUUUUCGAAUGUCUCGGAUAUGGAGGAUGAAGACAGCAAGGCAGAGAUGAAGGAGGCCCUUAGGAACUUUGAGGUCAGCGAGUACUUUGGGAGUGGCGAGGAUGAGGAGUAUCUGGUGUUCAACUCGAGAUCCAAGGUUCUGAAGCACUUCUUUGAGGUUCUGGGCUUCCACUUCAGAAUCCAUCCUCACUACAUGACUGAGGCUCUCGACCACCGUUUCAUCUGCUCCUUCCUUGAUUUGCUUGACUUUGAGCCAGCACUGAAUCUUUUUGGCAUUCUGCUUGGACUAAAGGGCCUCAAUAUGCAGAAGCUGGCCAUGCUGCUGAAAGAUGCACAUCCGAUAUCUGUUCUUAUUGAAAGAAAGCACUAUGUGGCGCUGAAGAUGCUGCUCCUUGUUGACUGGAUGGAUAAUGAAAGUGGAUCGAUGUCCAGUGAUGAGGAGGGCUUCUUCCAUGACGAGAUGAUGUCUGCGGGAGAAAAGCUCAUCUCUGUGUUCCUAAGGGAGGAAUCAUACUUCGAAUACAAGCAGGUGUAUGACAUAAUCGAGAUUCUGAACUGCUCUCACAGAUGCCCCAAGCUCGAGAUUCCGGACUUCAAAAGAAUAGACUCUAAGCUGGUCCUCUACAUAAAACUAAUGGUGGGGCAACUGGACCUUCUUAUGGAUGAGAUAUUCCAGAAGAAAGUCCAUGUCACACUCAUAGACCUGUUUUUUGGAAACCCGGAUUAUUCUGCUCUUCUGAUUCCCCUCACGAUAUUCCUCUCGUCGGCAAUCAGGAACCAGUCCAGGUUCUCCAUGCUUAUAGACAUUGGCUUUCUGGAUAGAUUUCACGAUGCCUGCAUUAGAUCCAUUGCUGUCGACAAUGGCCCUAGGCCCGCUGUGGAGUCCAUUUUCUCCUGUCUUGUGUACAUAUAUCCAUUGGUUGCGUUCUAUCUUGCAAAGGUAAAUAGAGAGCUUCUCAACACAGACAAGUGGGUCUACCUCUCCUCUAUGAUGGAUCCAUAUCACAGGAAGGAGAAGCUUAGCUACUCCAACGACGAGGCCAUAGAAAUGUUUCUUGAUGGAUGUGCCAGCGAAAGUUUUGCAAGGUACAUGUGCCAUCUUGUGGUUGAUGAAAUGCCUGUGCCCUCCCUGUUCCUUGAGAAGAAGUAG